Tricharina praecox is the source of this 1220-nucleotide messenger RNA. RefSeq names its product DNA-directed RNA polymerase. The record is from RefSeq and is a predicted model, not a curated record. Bases 147 to 1136 code for a protein of 329 amino acids. The transcript is spliced from 5 exons. Lineage: Eukaryota; Fungi; Ascomycota; Pezizomycetes; Pezizales; Pyronemataceae. Gene Ontology annotation, molecular function: DNA-directed RNA polymerase activity; protein dimerization activity. Gene Ontology annotation, cellular component: RNA polymerase II, core complex. Gene Ontology annotation, biological process: DNA-templated transcription.
CACUCCAACACCCAACUCUCCAUAGAACCUCAUAGAAGCUCACAACCACCACCUACUUGUCAAUACCCAUCCUCCACCACUGCCACCACUACCGCCCUAUCACCACUACCACCGCAUCCCGCGAUAUCGCCCAUCGCACGAUCACUAUGGACGACUACGACCAGAUUUACGGCAAUGACCGUGGUCCUCAAAUCACAAUCAAAGAAGCGGACUCCCGACAUGCGCAGAUCGCGCUCUCGAACUGUGAUCUUGCCUUCGCAAACUCAUGGCGCCGAGUCAUGAUGGCCGAGGUGCCAACGAUCGCAAUCGACCUAGUGGAAAUCGACACCAACACCUCCGUGAUCCCGGACGAAUUCCUCUCGCACAGGCUCGGACUGAUCCCGCUGGACAGCACGAACAUCGACGACAAGCUCAUCUACAGUCGCGACUGUUCAUGCGACCAAUACUGCGAGCGAUGUUCCGUGACCCUCACCCUGAACGCGCGGUGCACCUCCGACUCGCCCAUGACCGUGUACGCGCGGGACCUGGCGGUCGCGGAAGGAGCGCAGCUGGGCUCGCCGGUUAUCAAUGAUCCCGAGGGCCAGGGAGCAAUCAUCGCCAAGCUCAGAAAGAACCAGGAGCUGAAGUUGAAGUGCAUUGCGAAGAAGGGCAUCAGCAAGGAACAUGCCAAGUGGUCGCCGGUGGCUGCCCUUGGCUUCGAGUACGAUCCACACAACAGGCUGAAGCAUCUUGACUACUGGUACGAGAUAGACGCGAAGGACGAAUGGCCGAAAUCCAAGUUUGCCUCGUGGGAGGAUCCCCCGCUCGAGGGUGAACCAUUCAACUACGACGCUGUGCCCACCCGCUUUUUCAUGGACAUCGAGAGUGUCGGUUCCAUGCCACCGGAUGAGAUCAUGCAACAGGGAAUCAAGUACCUACAGGAGAAGCUGGCGGCUGUCAUCAAGACCUUCCGUGAGGAGGGUGACGACGGUGUGAGGAGUCCCGGACAGGAUUACGCUAUGGGCGGCAUGGGUGGUGGAUACGAGACGCCCUACGGUGCCGGUGCGGCUUUGGGCGAUAGUAGGACGCCGUAUGGUGCGGGUGCUGGUGGCUUUGGUCAGGGCACGCCAUAUGGUGCUGGCAAUGGCUGGUCGUAGUGGUGGCUGUUGAUUGUUCUGUUGCCUCUAUUUACUUGACGAUGAUAGGGAACUUUAGAAUUGAACAUUUUCAACAUUAGCAAG